AAACAUAAAACCUUUUUUUUCUUAUAAAAUUUUUUUAAAAAAAAAUUACGAUUUAAAAUGGGAUCAAAUGAUGAAAGAAUUAUUUUAAAUGUUGGAGGAAUUAAGUACGAGACUAAUAGAUCGACGCUUACUAAAUAUCCUGAAACAUAUCUUGGAACAAUAUUUGGCGAAAAUUUUAAACGACAAAAAAAAGAUAAUGAAUAUUUCUUUGAUCGUAAUGGGUAUGCAUUUCGGUAUAUAUUAGAGUAUCAUCGUACAGGACAAAUUUUAUGGGCACCUUCAAAUGAUUCGGGACUUUGUAAUGGAGUUAGUCUUAAAGAAAUGGUUUUAGAAUUUGAAUUCUUUAAAAUUCCAAAUGAAUUGAAUGAAGAUCAUGAUGAUAAAGAAUAUGAUUUAAAUGAAAUUAGAGAUUUAUUUAAAGAACUAUCAGUCACAUCUUUUCCUUCCAAGACAUUAAAUGAUUCAAAAAACGAAUCAUUAUCAAUUAAUAAUCCUCCUAGUACAAUUGGUGAUGACCGUAGAAAUCUUGUCACAACUGGUACUCAAUCUCAUUACCCUAAUACUCAAUAUCCUCAACAUUCUAAUACUUCUCAACAUUCUAAUAUUUCUCAAAAUUCUCAAUAUCAUAACCCCGUCUCUCAAACUUAUUCAUCUACACCGAAUAUCAACAAUACUAAUAAUAAUGUUGAAAUGGGUAGAUUA
Messenger RNA from Rhizophagus irregularis DAOM 181602=DAOM 197198, 702 nucleotides. RefSeq lists its product as uncharacterized. The record is from RefSeq and is a predicted model, not a curated record. Gene Ontology annotation, biological process: protein homooligomerization. Gene Ontology annotation, molecular function: protein binding. NCBI's taxonomy places the organism in Eukaryota, Fungi, Glomeromycota, Glomeromycetes, Glomerales, Glomeraceae.